This is a messenger RNA of Verticillium alfalfae VaMs.102, 360 nucleotides long. Its product is annotated as SVP26. Gene Ontology annotation, molecular function: COPII receptor activity. Gene Ontology annotation, biological process: endoplasmic reticulum to Golgi vesicle-mediated transport. The record is from RefSeq and is a predicted model, not a curated record. Gene Ontology annotation, cellular component: endoplasmic reticulum membrane; COPII-coated ER to Golgi transport vesicle; Golgi membrane. The coding region runs from base 1 to 360 and encodes 119 amino acids. Lineage: Eukaryota; Fungi; Ascomycota; Sordariomycetes; Glomerellales; Plectosphaerellaceae. The transcript has 2 exons.
AUGUGGAUUCUUCCUAUUCUCGGGGUUAUUGGCUCCAUCGUGGGCUUCUGCUUCCUGACCUUGGCAAUCGCGUCGGGUCUCUACUACCUGUCCGAGCUCGUCGAGGAACACACGGUGCUCGCCAAGCGCCUGUUGACGCAACUGAUUUACAUUAUUGUCGUUCUCCAGCUUCUACUAUGGGCUGUGGACGGGCUCUCGUUCAAGCUGACGCUUCUGUCCAUCUUCUCGCACAUCGUCUACCUUGGCAACAUGCGUCGCUUCCCUUACGUUCAGCUCACUGACCCGCUGUUCCUCACUUCAUGCGGUAGGUUGUCUCUCUGGACCUCUGGCGGCAUGUCGCAUAGGCUGACCCUUCCAUAG